AUGUCGUUUCAAGAACCACCCCUCAACCCACAUGUGUUACUCAACACGUACAUCGACAAUCGUACUAUCCAAUUGAUUGCUGUAUUGGGUGUUGGUGCCUAUGGUAUCGUUUAUCAAGCUCGUCAUGUCAAAACGCGUAGGCUUUAUGCGGUCAAACUUGUUACAACAUCCAUGAAUCAUCACCAUCCAGCGUCUUUUCGAUGCCGUGAGGCGGAGAUCCACCAGCAAGUGAAUGAGCACGAUAACAUUUUGACCUUUGUGAAGCAAGUAUGGAUGGGAGAAUGGCUCUUUCUUGUGUUGGAAUACGCGCCGUAUGGAGAUUUAUUUAGCGCCAUCACACAUCCAACAAGCACGAUUGUGGGGAACAAUGAAUCCAUUCGGCACAUCUUUUUACAAAUCCUUGAUGCUGUGCAGCAUUGUCAUAAUCAUGGUGUGGCCCAUCGUGAUAUUAAACCUGAGAACAUUCUCGUGUUCCCUGAUCAGCAAGUCAAAUUGGCUGAUUUUGGGCUUGCCACCACGCAAUCAGUGUCUGCCAACUUUGGAUGUGGAUCCACCUUUUAUUUUUCACCAGAGUGCCAAGGUGGAAUCACCAGAGACUAUAAGCGAAUUAAGGGAUACAGCACACGUCCCAACGAUGUAUGGAGCCUUGGGGUCAUUCUCAUCAAUCUUACCGCUGGACGGAACCCAUGGAAGCAGGCUACAAUGCAUGAUUCAACCUUUGCAGCAUAUACCCGACGCACUGCAGGCUUCUUCAAGCUCAUUCUCCCAUGCAUUUCAAACGAGCUGAAUGCUAUCUUGGAGCGUGUAUUUUGCUUGGAUCCUGCUUUACGCAUAUCUUUACCGGAACUUCGAAUGCGUGUAUUGCAAUGCCAUUCGUUUAUUGCUGAGCCCAUCACAGCACCACAACCACCACCUGAUAUACCACUUCCAGAGACACCUCCCACACACACCACCGAGCAUGAUGUCGUAUCGUCAUGUAGCUCCGAAUUUAGCCCUUCAACAUCUUGCAGCUUCACCUAUUCAACUGCCAUGGACAUGCUGGAUUACGCCCAUGGAUACUCAACUCCUGAAGAAGAAUGGGAAAACAUUGAAGAUUAUGAUGCUGAUGUUACCACUGUCACCAUACCCUGUUGGUCCGUAUCCACCACAUCAUGUUCAUCCAUGGCAUCCGAAGAUGAUGAUACACCCCCACCAACUACACCACGAGAUACCUUGCCACCUCCUCCUCGUCAUCAUCAUGAUGAGAUGAAGUACGAUCACCAUCAUCAUCAUCCUAAUAUUGCCGCUACCACCACCACCACUGCUCAUCCUCAUCACAACAGCUACUUCUAA
This is a messenger RNA of Lichtheimia ornata, 1332 nucleotides long. RefSeq lists its product as uncharacterized. The record is from RefSeq and is a predicted model, not a curated record. The transcript is spliced from 2 exons. Gene Ontology annotation, molecular function: ATP binding; protein serine/threonine kinase activity. Lineage: Eukaryota; Fungi; Mucoromycota; Mucoromycetes; Mucorales; Lichtheimiaceae. Bases 1 to 1332 code for a protein of 443 amino acids. Gene Ontology annotation, biological process: intracellular signal transduction; protein phosphorylation.